Papaver somniferum (opium poppy) is the source of this 2008-nucleotide messenger RNA. Its product is annotated as 3-ketoacyl-CoA synthase 6-like. The record is from RefSeq and is a predicted model, not a curated record. Gene Ontology annotation, biological process: fatty acid biosynthetic process. Gene Ontology annotation, cellular component: membrane. NCBI's taxonomy places the organism in Eukaryota, Viridiplantae, Streptophyta, Magnoliopsida, Ranunculales, Papaveraceae. Gene Ontology annotation, molecular function: acyltransferase activity, transferring groups other than amino-acyl groups. The transcript has a single exon. The coding region runs from base 217 to 1713 and encodes 498 amino acids.
CUCUUUAAAAUCCUUCACCUUCUUCUCCUUCACCCACUUCUAAAAACACACACUCCUUUAUUUCAUCAAACCCCCACGUUCUCUAGAUCUCUAUUUCCAUCUUCUUCUAUCCAUAUAUAUCUCAAAAUAGUUAAGAAUUAUCCAUUAUCAUCUUCAAAUAUCUUGAUCACAUCUCCUUGAUCACCAUACCAAGAAGGAAAGAAAGAAGCUGCAAACAUGCCACCAACAUUACCACCAGAUUACUCAAACUCAGUGAAGCUGAAAUAUGUGAAAAGAGGGUACCAAUGUCUAGUAAACAAUUUCUUAACAUUUCUACUCAUACCAGCCAUGGCAGCAAUCGUAUUACAAGUAGUACAAUUAGGUCCUGAUGAAUUAUUAAGCCUAUGGAACUCAGUAGAGCUAGAUCUUGUUCAAGUUAUAUGUUCUUCAUUUCUUAUUAUCAUCAUUUCCACUGUUUACUUCAUGAUGAAACCUAGAACCAUUUACUUAGUCGAGUAUGCUCUUUACAAACCACCAGUUACAUGUAGAGUUCCUUUCUCUACUUUCAUGGAACAUUCAAGACUCAAUAAUAUGAAUGAUCCUAAAAGUGUUGAGUUUCAAAUGAGAAUUCUUGAAAGAUCGGGCUUAGGGGAAGAAACUUGUUUGCCACCAGCUAAUCAUUAUAUUCCUCCUGUACCAACAAUGGAAGCUUCAAGAGCUGAAGCUGAAUUAGUUAUAUUUUCUUCGGUUGAUGCGCUUCUGAAAAAAACUGGGAUUAAACCCAAAGAUAUUGAUAUAUUGAUUGUCAACUGUAGUAUGUUCUCGCCAACACCAUCCAUGUCGGCAAUGGUGGUGAACAAAUACAAGAUGAGAAGUAAUAUCAGAAGUUUUAAUCUAUCUGGUAUGGGUUGCAGUGCUGGUUUAAUAUCGAUCGAUUUAGCUCGUGAUCUUCUUCAAGUUCAUCCCAAUUCAUAUGCACUGGUUAUAAGUACUGAGACCAUAACUCCUAGCUAUUACAGUGGGAAACAAAGGUCCAUGCUUUUGCCAAAUUGUUUAUUUAGAAUGGGUGGUGCAGCUAUACUUUUAUCCAACAGACGGAGAGACAGAUACCGUGCAAAGUAUAACUUAGUUCAUGUGGUUCGAACUCAUAAAGGAGCUGAUGAUAAAGCUUUUAAAUGUGUUUACGAAGAAGAAGAUCCAGAGGGAAUAAGAGGUGUUUCGCUUUCUAAAGAUUUGAUGGCUAUUGCUGGUGACGCUCUUAAAUCGAAUAUUACAACGAUUGGACCUCUUGUUCUCCCGGCAUCAGAACAACUACUUUUUCUGUUUACUCUUAUCGGCCGAAAAGUCUUUAAUCCCAAGUGGAAACCAUAUAUACCCGAUUUUAAACAAGCGUUCGAGCAUUUCUGUAUACAUGCAGGUGGACGGGCAGUUAUCGAUGAACUACAAAAGAAUCUCCAGCUUUCAGCCGAACACGUUGAAGCAUCAAGGAUGACACUCCAUCGUUUUGGCAACACAUCAUCUUCUUCUUUGUGGUAUGAACUGAGUUAUAUUGAAGCUAAAGGAAGGAUGAGAAAAGGUGACAGGGUGUGGCAAAUUGCAUUUGGUAGCGGAUUUAAGUGUAACAGUGCAGUAUGGAAGUGUAACAGGACAAUCAAAACACCUGUUGAAGGUAGUCCAUGGUUGGAUUGUGUUCACAGGUAUCCUGUUCAUAUCCCUGAAAUUGUCAAGCUCUAGAAUUUAAUGGAUCAUUUACUGAUCAUCAUCUCCCUGCACCUAUACAAUUAUGGUUUGUGGAUCAAAUCCUAUGCAAUGUGUUACAGAAAAAGCUGUGUUGUGUUUUAUUAAUUAAAAUUGCUUUAGCAUUUAUUGUUUGUCUCAUCAAUGAACCAAUCCAUAUUUUACUUCUUUCUUCUUUUUUUUUUUUUUUUUUGAAUUUCAUAAAUACCCACUACAUGUAUACAGGAUUUAUGUAUGAAAAUGUUAUGAUGUAUAAAGGUGGUAAAAAAGAAAAGAGAUCAAAGUUGAGCUA